AUAUGGAUACUGUAGAACAACCUGCCGAAAGUGAUAUUUUAUUAGGAAAUGAUAAAAUUGAGGAAAUAAUUGCUAAAUUACUAGAUGAAAGUUCAUAUGCUCCAAAGACAGCUCAAGCCACAAUAACAUAUCUACAACUAAUUGACGAACCUGCUGCUACAGAAGAAAUACUCGAUGAUGAGGGGAUCAUCUCUAUGGUUCAAGCUGAUGAAAAUGAAGAAUCGGUCAGACAAGAAAUUAAAGAUGAAGAUGAAGUACCUGAUCCACCUGUAACAGCUGCUGAAGUAUUUAAUGCAAUGCAAACUGUUAUUCGCUAUGAAGAACAGGAAAAUUCAGAGUCGAAUCUCUCCCUCGAAGAACUAGAAUUUUUAAGAAAUCUGCUUAAAGAAUAUAAACGUGUAUAUGAAAAAUCAAAAAAACAACAAAAAAUUACUAGUUUUUUUAAUUUUCAAAGUUCACAUCCUUAUGAUUCACAACUUCAAGAUACAUACUCCAAAGAUUUAUAUUUCCAAGAUUCUUAUUCCCAAGACCUUUAUCUUCAAGAUUCAUAUUCCCAAGACCUCUAUCUUCAAGAUUCAUAUUCCCAAGACUCUUAUUCCCAAGAUUCAUAUUCCCAAAACCUCUAUUCCCAAGAAUCAGUUUCCCAAGAAUCAGUUUCGCAAGAAUCAGAUUCUCAAGAAUUAUACCCACAAGAUUCAUAUUC
Racocetra fulgida is the source of this 703-nucleotide messenger RNA. The record is from the annotation of a GenBank genome assembly. NCBI's taxonomy places the organism in Eukaryota, Fungi, Glomeromycota, Glomeromycetes, Diversisporales, Gigasporaceae.